Molecule: messenger RNA, 819 nt
Organism: Stylophora pistillata
Lineage: Eukaryota; Metazoa; Cnidaria; Anthozoa; Scleractinia; Pocilloporidae
Product: macrophage mannose receptor 1-like
Source: RefSeq, a predicted model, not a curated record
AUGUUUCUCAUAGAAAGUCUAUGUACUCAUUUCAAAAAUUCCUCGUACAUCUUUACAAAAUCGGGAGAAAAUUGGUGGAAGAGCCGUGAGGUCUGCUACAUUCAUAGAGGAGACCUUGUUUCCAUAGAAACCGAUGAAGAAUGGAAAUUUAUCAAGGAUGAGAUUCAAAAGCGUAAUAGUUGGAAUACUACUACGUGGCAUAUUGGUUUAUUCAAGUCUUACAGAGAUGGGACUUGGACAUGGCUAAGUCGAGAACCACUGAAUAUUUUGAAAUGGCGAGAUUCUGAGCCAAACGGUAACGACUACCUGAAAGCGGAAAUAUCCAAGAAUGAAGGCCUCUUUAACGGUAUCACUGGAGAUGAUGAAAAUGCCUUCAUCUGUGAAUUUCCUGAGGAAUGCCCCAGUGUAUCUUUUAAAAACUCUUGGUACACAUUUUCGGCGAGGAUAAUGCCCAAAAUCAGGGGCUGGGGCUGGUACAGAGCCGCUUGCCAAAGCCUAGGAGGAGACCUAGUUUCCAUCGAAACCGAAGAAGAGUGGAAUUUCAUCGCUGACGAAAUACAAAGGCGAAAUGCUAGCAUCCCUAAACGUGGGUGGAGCAUUGGAUUAAUGAAAAAGGCUGGGAAUUGGACCUGGGUGAGUGGAACACCGCUGACCAUUAGCAAGUGGGGAGAAGGGCAGCCAAGUGGUGACGGCAAUGUGACUCACAUAUACAAGCGGUCUAGUAAUGGCGAACGAGUUGUAAUUGGUGAUUGCAGUGAAGAUUUGUACAGCGAUUAUAUUUGUGAAAUUCCCAGGGGUAAGACAAACUUACCAUUUUGA